AUGUCUCGCAUAAAUGCAAGUGUUUUAUGGGAUUAUUUUAAGAAAAUAAGUGACACUAAGAAGGCUUUAUGCACCCUCUGUGGCGAAGAAUAUAGUUUUGCCACCACAACUGGGAAUCUAAAAGCUCAUUUAAAAAAGAAACAUAAGGCCGCUUUCAGUGCAGUGGCAGAGGCUCAAGAGCAGGCGAGAUAUAAUGACAGAGGAAAUCGGAGUGUUAUCUAUGAAUAUGUUGUUGUUCCUAGUCCUACAUCGUCGGUAAACGAGUCAACGACUACCGAAUGUAUAACAAAAGCCAAUUUACAAUCAAGGGAAUCACUAUCAGAAAAACGGUCAAAACUUUCACAAGAGGGGAAAGACACUUCAAAGGAAAACAGAUUAAUUGAAGAAUUGACUGAAGAAAAAAUCCGUAUUGCUAAUUUACAAAAGGAAUUAAUAGAAAAAGAAAUGAAAGAGAAGAAUUUAAAGAUAACUCUGUUACAAGACGAGAUGAAUCACAAAAAGCUUUUAUACGAAUUGGAGAAAUAUGAAAUAGAACACAGAAAACAAGAAAUUAAACAUAAAAAUCAAAUAAACGAUUUGGCUAAACAAGAAAUGUUACUUAAAAUCGAAGUUUUGAAUGCUACUUUAAGUAAUUCUAGAUAA
Molecule: messenger RNA, 642 nt
Organism: Arctia plantaginis
Lineage: Eukaryota; Metazoa; Arthropoda; Insecta; Lepidoptera; Erebidae
Source: the annotation of a GenBank genome assembly